AUGGGACUGCCCAAUGCGCGACAGGGCUCCUUUCUCCCGUCACCUCAUCAUGCUGGAGACAUGGUCGCACAUCGUUCGCGUGCAAAGCCCUGGGUUGUCCACAUCACUUACUCGCAAAUCGGACCUGAUGUACCGACGCGAGCUGCUGGCCAAUUGCUGCACAGCGGAAGUGUGUUCAUGGGUGGUUCAGCCUCCAGGAACGCGCUCGCCCUGUUGGCAAUACAAUCAACCUGGGGUGCGUGGUCGUGGAGAUUGUCCUUUCCAGGGCCUCGAAAGGAGUCUUACGAGGCUCGUAUUCUAUUCAAUGGAUCAUUGUGCAACACCAUCUCAGCAGCUGGUGCCGCUUCUCCCCAUCGGCAUAACUCGCGUAGAUUUGGCGUCGUCGUUCACAGUCCAGAUGUGCUUGAUAAAUAUGAGUUAGCGGAUGAUCGUCGAGUGUCCGCGAGUAGAGUCUUGGUGGACAGCGCUUGGUCUGUGAGCAGGGUGAAGCAUGAUCAAAGUUUGCGAGGCCCCAGGCUGUCAAAUCUCUCGUUUCCAGGGACAUCCUGCGCGCACUCCAUCACGCAACCUGCAAACGGCCUCGCGUGCUUCACACAGGAUUGUGAUCACCUGCGGGAACAGAAUCGGCGACGACUGUUGACGACCAACCCUUCACACAGCGAGAAUAUUAAUGUCUGCGACAGAGCAGCAACAUCUGCCGCAGCGUGCAUCGACGGACGUCUAUCAGAGUUCCCGCCCGAGAGCCUGUUCCUGGUCGUUGCCGAUCGUUCCUUGCAUGAUGAAGAACUCGCCAACCAGUAG
Pseudocercospora fijiensis CIRAD86 is the source of this 801-nucleotide messenger RNA. RefSeq lists its product as uncharacterized. Lineage: Eukaryota; Fungi; Ascomycota; Dothideomycetes; Mycosphaerellales; Mycosphaerellaceae. The transcript has 4 exons. Bases 1 to 801 code for a protein of 266 amino acids. The record is from RefSeq and is a predicted model, not a curated record.